Molecule: messenger RNA, 369 nt
Organism: Striga asiatica
Lineage: Eukaryota; Viridiplantae; Streptophyta; Magnoliopsida; Lamiales; Orobanchaceae
Source: the annotation of a GenBank genome assembly
AUGGCUAAUAGUAGAAAUAGUUUAAUAGUUAUAGAAGGACCUGAGAACAGUUUUCAUGAUGAUGAACACUCUUUCUACAAAAUUGUUCUGCCUGGUACAAGCACCAAUGGCCCUGCAAUCCCUCCAUCAUUCUUGGAGCAUAUUGAUGAUAAGGUAGACUUAAAUGUGGUGACUUUAAGCAAUUCAAGUGGAUCCAAAUGGUUUGUCCAAUUAAGGCAUGAAGGAAGCAGCUUAAUUUUCCAAGAUGGUUGGGAGGAAUUUUACAGAGACAACUCUUUAAAAAUUUCCGAUCUUUUGCUAUUUUUGUAUGAUGGUGAAUUGGAGUUUCGUGUCAGUGUAUAUGAUAAAAAUGGUUCUAAAAUUGCUUAG